UACUCGGCAAAGGCAACGAAUCGAAAACGAAACRCCUCGAUGUAGUUGUGCUAAUAAAUAACAACAAUARUAAUAAUAAAAUAUAUAAAUCGAGCUAAAAAAGAAAACCAAAAACAAAUACAGUGAAGAAAUAACGAUUAAACACUAGUAGUAACAACGCCUAAAAAUAUACAAAAAAAAUAUUUGUGUACCCUUAAAAUCGUGAAACGUAGCAUAACACGCGAUAUUGUAAACAACAUUAAUAUAAACAAUACCAAAUAACGUAGUUCUGUCGCAAAACUAGGAAGAAUGUGUGCGGACCAAAGCCUUGAUUUCAAGGAGAAUUGAACAGCUUCGAUAAAACGGCGUUAAACGCAUAUCUCGAAUGUGAAAAGAUAAUGUGGAAGCAUGUCUUCCCACUCCGUUGUAUCACUCUCAUCUUUUAAUAUAUUAUUUUUUACACAGGUUCUAACGGUUUUAACAUCGUCAAUAAAAUACCACGAGUACGUGACGGAUAAAGGCAAAAAUAUUUCCAUUCCCUGCACAGCGGAGGGCAACGUWAUGUGGGUUAAGGAAGGCGGCAACAAUAGCACCAUAAUACAGACAGGUAAAUUUUUAGUGCUAACCAAUGUAUCGACAGACGAACGUGGUCUAUACGUUUGCUUUGCUGCGGUUCCUCCACGUCAAUCUUCCGCCCCCAUUACCGGCUCCAAUGCACAAGCAACAAAUGAACAGAGAAAAUCAAUAACAGCAUCAUUGCCUACAUCUGCCUCGCCAUCGACGGCGUCAUCGUUGAUAUUGACGUCAACGUCAUCAUCAUCAACCUUAUCAUCAUUAGAAGAUAUAAACGUAUCAACAAUGGUGCACAUAAGUGCAACAAAUGCUUCAACUACCUCAUCGCUUCCAACGCCAGUGCCCACAAUAGCCGUAGCCACCGCCACAAAUGCAAAUGAAAACAAAGUGAAUAUAUCGACGGCGCAGCAAGUUUCAAAAGCUGACAAAAGUACCACCUUAAACAAUGGUGGACAGACAAUGGAAGCGCCUAUACCGGACGCAGAACGGAAGACAGAAGCAAAUAAUGGUGAUAAGAGCGAAGAAGAMACCGAGGCGGAAGAAUACCAAGCUGUCGAAAAGGUCAACUUGGCCGUGCGCACACCGCCAGGGCCUGUUACACAACUUUACUUCAAAGCAUCCACUAUUCUAGGGUUUCUAAUCUGGCGUUUUAACAAAACCAAUUCCGGUGGUUAUCCAGUGCGCAGCUUUACUGCCGAAUUUCGCAAUGUUUCGUAUAAUGAGACACCCUACAACCAAUCGUUCGAACACGAAUGGAGUCGUAUGGACCCAAUUAAUAUUGCGCCGAAUGUUCGGCAAAUGGAGGUAUAUCGCCUGGAGCCCAACACUACGUAUGAAUUUCGGAUAUGGGCCAACAACCAGUUAGGCAGUGGCGAGGUUGUUACCACCAAUGUAACAACGCUUCCUGAAACCAAAGAGGAAGAUUUAAUACGCCUUAUACAACCCGACUUAGAUAAUUUCGAUCCGCGCAUUUGGAUAAUCGCCGUCAGUGUUGUACUUGGAACUCUUGUGAUAUUAGCAAUUGGACUAUGUAUAGUUUUAUCGAAAGAAUGUUAUCAAUCAUCGCAAACGGAUUUCGAGAACGGUUGGGAAAGCAUAGAGCUUAUACCGAAUAUAAUACUGAAUCCAGGUUUCUGUGAGUCGGAUGGAUCCGAGCCAGUGCAACCGUACACACGAACUAUCAUCUUUGGUGAAGACGACGAGAGUGAUGGCUACGAGAGUGAAGAAUCGGAUCACGAGCCACCCAUGGAAAAAUUCAAGCGAAAAGUGUCGGUUUUCUUCACCGGCCCCACAAUAAGACGCAUUUGAGUUAAAUCGGAUGACGCCUCUAACGGAUGCGGCGAAGGAAAUAGCAUUUGUACACUUAUUAUUAUUUACAUUUGGUUUUGCUCAMAUUUUGGGACGUUUGUGAUUUAUACUACUAAGAGCUUGCACCCUUGUACAGGUUAUUUUUAUUCACCAUAUAGAUUUUAAAUUGUUAAUAUCCAUAUUUUCGAAUAUAGAAAAUCAUAAUUCUUCUCAGCAGUAUUGAGAUAAAAUUUUUAUGAUGAGAUUGCAGUACCGUUGCUUCAAUGCUAGCUUAAGAUUGUAAGCAAUUAUUUGUUAACACUAAUAAGAGAAAAAUAAUUGUACUACUUGUAAAAAUAGUUACAAAAAUGAAAGAAAUUUUCGCAUAAAAAAGAAUGUAGGUACUUAUAUUUAAGAAAAUAUAAGCGAGCUUUUGUUACGAAUCAAAUUUUAUAAAUUAACGCCUAAGCAAAUUGUUAUUGAAUAUACACACAUAUGUACAUACAAGCAAACACAAAGUUAGACACUUAGAAAAUUAUUAAAACGCAUAUUGAAAAAARCUUACUCGAAUACAUACAUACAGACUCACGACACAUCUUAGUUCGUGAAACGCGACCCACUUAUUAAAGUUAAUUUCCACCCUUUUCGGUUUUAAUCCCCAACAGAGUGAAUUUCAGCACGAGAACGAGCACGACCGAGCCAAUGUUUUAUUGUGCUUUAUAUAGAGAACAACGCAGUCUAGCCUGUCGUAAUACUGUAUCGUACUUAAUGAGCCACUUAUCUUCUACUUUGAUUUUUAACUUUCAUCGGAUAUACUCAGUCUAUUAGAUCUCCAGGCGAAAUUAAUGAGUUUCUGUUCCAAAUUAAAUCCGUUUUUAGUUACACACACACAUAUGCCUAAGCAAACACGACURGAAAAAGAAGCUGCUUAGAACUUAGGAAAUUACUACCAAAUAAUGGAUGAAAUGAUAUGCAUAAAUAAUUGUUGCUGUGAUAAAAUUUCAAUUGGAAAACUCUAUGUAUUAAUAAAUUUAAUAUAUUACAAAAUUAUUAACUAAAGCAAGCGCUCAAAUUUGAAUGAAGAUUGAAUAAAUUUUACAUUUUUGUGGGGCCCAAGACGUUGUUUUUUAAACACUAAAAUGGUAGUGAUACAUAAACUCAUUGAGUAUAAAUACAAUUGUAUCAUUUGUUUGUUAUUUUUUGGUAUAACUGCGCGGUUCUUCGAUCUUCUUGAUUUUAUCCAGAAUUUCCCUCACCUUGUCGAAAGCAUUAUAUGGUACGAGUUAGGUUUGGUGUCCUUAAAUCGACAAAGUGGUGAUAAAUUGCGAUACGAAUCCAGUGGAAUGAGWGAGGUGUUAGCGGAAUUAUUUGUUUUUCCCUUCAUGGUACAUUCCGUUUCUUUAUUUCAUGACAAUCAGAUAAUUAUAGCGAUUAGAAACAAUUGCCAAAUCGGCUAAAUGUAUUUGGUAAUUGUCCGAUGUAAAGAACAGUCUAAAAGUUAUAUUAUAGUAAUUAAAUACAUUGAAUAAAUCUUGGUCUUACUUACUUAUUGUCCAAAUCAAAUGCCUGUCUGAAAUUGUAGUAAAARUAUCCAACCAUUCGACACUAAAAUUAGAUAUGAUGGAAGGCAGAAUGGUUGAAGCGUAGAUUUCUUUAUCUUGGGUAGUAGAAAAAUUAUUUUCGUACUUCUAAUACAAUUUUAACAUAUGUUUUUAUGUUUAUAAUAAUAAAUAAACAGACAAAUAUGUACCAUUUUGCUCGGCCACUUUUUCCCAUUUUUCCGUUAGAGUCAUUAUUCGAUCAGUGUGAAUCUAAAUUUCGAAAUUUCUAGAACGGAAAGGAGCGAACCAUUGUUGUUCUACACGAAUUGAUAAUUUUUUUCAACUU
Molecule: messenger RNA, 3726 nt
Organism: Bactrocera latifrons
Lineage: Eukaryota; Metazoa; Arthropoda; Insecta; Diptera; Tephritidae
Exons: 6
Coding region: 388-1860 (490 amino acids)
Molecular function (GO): protein binding
Source: RefSeq, a predicted model, not a curated record